Messenger RNA from Mustela lutreola (European mink), 2794 nucleotides. RefSeq names its product SSX family member 2 interacting protein (gene SSX2IP). NCBI's taxonomy places the organism in Eukaryota, Metazoa, Chordata, Mammalia, Carnivora, Mustelidae. The record is from RefSeq and is a predicted model, not a curated record. The coding region runs from base 252 to 2108 and encodes 618 amino acids. The transcript is spliced from 14 exons.
GUGUCGCUCGCGGAGGCUGCGGAGUUUGCCGGCUUCGGGAUUUGUUGGGGCGAGCCGCAAGAGGCAGUCCUUAGAAUGAGUUACUGAGUGGCCCGUGGCCGCUGCAGGGGAAGAGAUCUAGUUAAAAGUCAAGGGGAAGAGCUUACAUCAUCUGAACGGCAGGAGAUGCCUACAUAGAAGGGUGACAGCAGCUGGACUGAAUGUUUCACUGUUGAACUGGUUCCUCAGGUAGCCUGGCUCUGGUGACUGCUAUGGGAGAGUGGAUGACUGUUACAGACCCACAUCUGUCUUCAGAAAGCAAAAAUAUCUGUCAAUAUACCUCAGAAACAAAGAUGUCUCCAUCAAGUUUAUUCUCACAGCAAGUGCUAUGUUCUUCAAUACCUUUAUCAAAAAAUGUGCACAGUUUUUUCAGUGCCUUCUGCACAGAAGAGAAUAUUGAACAAAGUAUUUCGUAUCUUGAUCAGGAAUUGACUACUUUCGGUUUUCCUUCAUUAUAUGAAGAAUCCAAAGGUAAAGACACAAAGAGAGAAUUAAAUAUAGUUGCUGUUUUAAAUUGUAUGAAUGAGCUACUUGUACUUCAGCGGAAGAAUCUUCUAGCUCAGGAAAAUGUAGAAACACAGAAUCUGAAACUGGGAAGUGAUAUGGACCAUCUGCAGAACUGCUAUGCAAAACUUAAGGAACAACUGGAAACCUCCAGGAGAGAAAUGAUUGGGCUUCAGGAGAGAGACAGACAGUUACAGUGCAAGAACCGGAAUUUGCAUCAGCUACUGAAAAAUGAAAAAGAUGAGGUACAAAAAUUACAAAAUAUCAUUGCAAGUCGAGCUACUCAGUAUAAUCAUGAUAUGAAGAGAAAAGAACGUGAAUAUAAUAAAUUAAAGGAACGUCUGCAUCAACUUGUUAUGAACAAGAAGGAUAAAAAAAUAGCUAUGGAAGUUUUAAAUUAUGUGGGGCGAGCUGAUGGAAAAAGAGGCUCCUGGAGGACGGGUAAAACUGAGGCCAGUUUCUUCCUCAGGAAUGAAGAUGAAAUGUAUAAAAUUCUCUUGAAUGAUUAUGAAUAUCGUCAGAAACAAAUCCUAAUGGAAAAUGCUGAACUUAAGAAGGUUCUUCAGCAAAUGAAAAAGGAAAUGAUUUCUCUUCUUUCUCCCCAAAAGCAGAAACCUAGAGAAAGAGCAGAUGAUAGUACAGGAACUGUUAUCUCUGAUGCUGAAGAAGAUGCUGGGGAACUGAGUAGGGAGAGCAUGUGGGACCUUUCCUGUGAGACUGUAAGAGAGCAGCUUACCAACAGCAUCAGAAAACAGUGGAGAAUUUUGAAAAGUCAUGUAGAAAAACUUGAUAACCAAGUUUCAAAGGUACACCUAGAAGGUUUUAACGAUGAAGACGUCAUCUCACGACAAGACCACGAACAAGAAACUGAAAAACUCGAGUUAGAAAUUCAGCAGUGUAAAGAAAUGAUUAAAACUCAGCAGCAGCUUUUACAGCAGCAGCUCGCUACUGCAUGUGACGAUGACACCACUUCCCUGCUACGAGACUGUUACUUGCUGGAAGAGAGGGAGCGUCUCAAGGAAGAGUGGUCCCUGUUUAAAGAGCAAAAAAAGAAUUUCGAGAAGGAAAGACGAAGCUUUACAGAAGCGGCUAUUCGCCUCGGCCUAGAGAGAAAGGCAUUUGAAGAAGAAAGAGCCAGUUGGUUAAAGCAACAGUUUUUAAAUAUGACUACAUUUGACCACCAGAACUCAGAAAAUAUGAAACUUUUCAGUGCCUUCUCAGGAAGUUCUGAUCGGGACAGUCUAACAGUGCACUCAAGGCCACGGCAGAAGAAGCCUCACGGCGUGUCUAACGGAUCUCUGGUUUGCGCAUCCAAACUUACUAAGUCUCUUCCUGCUUCUCCUUCUACUUCAGACUUUUGCCAGACACGUUCCUGUGCGUCUGAGCAUAGCUCCAUCAGUGUACUGAACAUAACUCCUGAGGAAACUAAACCAAAUCAGGUUGGAGGAGAAGGUGCAAGUCCAAAAUGGAGCAUGGCCUCGGGCCCUGGAUCACAGGAAGGUUGCUACAGUGGCUGCUCCUUGACCCACACGAACUCCCAUGUAGAAAAAGAUGACUUACCUUAGACAUGCAGCCUGGACUUGUUCUCACAAACACGUUCACCAGAUUGCACAUCUCAGCUGAAACAGGGUGUGUCAUAAAGUCAUAAAGUCCGUCGUCUCUGAUAAUUUAAGAUGGUCUGAGGUGUUUGUUUGGACUUUCCUGUUCCUCCCCCAAAGAGCUAAAAUGUUGAAUCUAUUUAAAAGGAUAUAAAAGCUUUGGAUAUGUAUUUUUAGUAACAGAAGCAUCUGGUUCUGUGAAUAGAGGAAUGUAUAUGUUUGGAUGGGAACAGAAGCACUAGAAUGAGUUUCCUCUUAUAGGUAUUAAAAAAUAGCACUUUUAAGAAACUGAUUAUUGUAAAUGUUUUAAUUUUGUCUCAUAUGUAGUUGGCAUUGGAAGUUUAGCCUUUACUUGAAUGUACACUGUAGAUUUUUAACAAAGCAAGUUCUAUAUUUAUUAUGUUUAGUGUGAUUUGAAAUUUCCUCUUUCAUAUGUUUUAAAUAAAGUGAAAUUUAUGUAUGUUUUGUACAUAGAUAUACAUGAUUAUGUUAAGAGGCUUUAAGAUUUAAAAAUUUUACACAUCCAUAAUUAUAGUAUUUCAUGCCAAUAAAAUUUUUUUAGUGGUAUUCUGUUUACAGAUGUGUUAGAGCCAUUGCCACAUUAUGUUCAAGAAUUUUUUGAAUGCAUCUGAGCAAUAAAUACUCAAAAGCUG